CUUGGUGCUAAAAAUGUGGCUUUUUCGCAGCCCGGCGCCGUCGAUGUUCGCUGCGACAUGACCAAUCAUGACGUCCCAGAGUCGCGAUUCAGAACUAGCAGCAGCGGCUACAAUCGUUGGGCGCACGUCCAUCAAGUUAAUUCUAGGGACGUUGCGGGGAGUGCUUGCCUUUAAUCCAAUGAGCGCUGAAAGUCAGGGAAGCUACGACGUCUUCGACCUUGGUGAAUCGCUGCCACAACAUCGCAUAGAGAUGAUAAUUUGUCGUGAUCUACUUCCCAUGAGCGGGCUUGAUCGUCAAAAAGGUGCGAACGGCAGCAUCGAAUGGAUCAAGAAUCAUUUGAGCGGCAGUUCACGGCCCUGCUCACGCCGGGAUUACGUUCGCAUGUUGAUGCAACGUGGGACAAGCCUUUUGACUUUAAAUCGUAAAAGCAAAGAUAUGGCAGCACUAGUAAAAUAUGCUCGUGAACUCACGGACAACAAAAAUGGAAGAGAUGAGAUUUUGAUCGAGUGUGUCAGUCUCAAUACGUCUUUUUUUGCUGAACUAAACCUCGAUAUUGCCUUUCCUCGCUCCCCUCCAGCGCUGGAAUACAUGAGUAUAAGAACAGCUAAAACAUCUUUUUGCCCGUCUGUGCACUCACUCAAAUGUCAACGAUCCCUAAACUCGAUACCUCAAGCUGUGUGUGCCUGUUUUGCUGAUGCGAAAAUACAGCCUUCAUUAAUACAAACUAAAUUUCAGACAUCAACUCCGUCAUUCUUUGAUGUUAGAUCAAAAAAAACCUUGGUUUGCAUUGCCCGUGGAGAUGAUGCAGGGAUCUUACCCAUUCACUGCAUUGAUCUUUCUACAUUCAGGCUUGGAAAGCAAUAUAGAUGUAUGACCAGCCGGCAUUUUUCUCGCCCAAUAAUCAUCGUCACAUCCGGCUAUCUGACAUCCCUCUCAAAAGACUCUCCAAGGACGCGAAUCUCUUUGAAACCUGAUGUCCCUAUACGCUGUGAUAUCUGCAAUAUAAAUGCAUCUAAGAUGUACAAGCUGCACGGAGGGGAUUCGGUACAAUACCCCACACCUUCCUGUGAACAGUGCCUACAUAUGCUCUAUUAUGGCAUCAACGGCCAGCUUCUGCCACGUCAGAACCCUCGGUGAUGCACUUCGUAGAAUGUAGAUGGAUGCCAAGUGCCAAAGGGCCUAUCCAAGGAAAGAGCUUAGCUUGACCUGUUCGCGGAUUCAGGUAUUAACUGCUGGAUUCAUGUCAGGCUACGCUCAAAGUCACGAUCGCCCCGGCGAGGUUCUUGGGAUUUUUAGAGUCUUAUGAUGCGCCUGUCGGCGUCGUGGCUGAAGUGGAUUUGGCUGGCUCUUUGCAUGCAACCGAAUGAACAGGGGCCUGUGUGGUUAUCGGUUGCAAAGAUGUUGCCAAAAGCAUUUACCAGGUGACGUAUGUACCUAUACAUCGCAUUUGAACGUGAAGCAGUCCAAUGGCCAGCGAGAUGGCCAGUCCGCUGACAGGAUCUUCUUUUCAAGGGGCGGAGUCUGGACAAAAAUGUUCUUGGGAAGCAGGAUCCUGGCAAGCAGGGUCUUGGCAAGAAGAAGAAGGGUCUUGGCAAGAAGGCUCAAGGGGGCAGCUUGCUGGAGGCGUUGUGGAAGAUCGCAACAAAGGACGGCGCGAAGAUUGAGACAACGGCAAGGGGCUGUGUCUCAGCUUCCUUCGUGCAACCAUGGCGACGGUUUCUAUUUCCCGCACAACGCAAGGUUCUUGGCUCAGCCACGGGGUGACAUGGGAGGCCGUUCAAAGAACGGCGGAAAAGGAGAGUUCCGACAAGGACAGCAGGUCGGCCGCGGAGAGUCGCUCGGAGAAUAGUCGGCCACAUCGUCAGUAUCGUGUCGUUCAGCGACCUCGACG
Molecule: messenger RNA, 1892 nt
Organism: Aureococcus anophagefferens
Lineage: Eukaryota; Pelagophyceae; Pelagomonadales; Pelagomonadaceae
Product: expressed protein
Exons: 7
Coding region: 68-1138 (356 amino acids)
Source: RefSeq, a predicted model, not a curated record